AUGGAGAAUUUGAAUGUUCAACCGAAAAGGAAAGAAAAAAUCGGUAAAAAUAAGAAAGCCAAACUGAGGAUUUUAAAGACGCGUGGAUCUACAAAUGCAUCAUCAGCAUCGAACUUGAUCGAUGUCCACAUUGUGGGGAUGGGUGGCAAGGGGUUUCCUAAAGCUGUAAUGAUCAACACAACAUUUACAAGAUACCUUUUCAACUGUGGUGAAGGAGUUCAAAGAUUUUUGCUGGUUGACAAAUUGAAGAUUGCAAAGAUAGAACAUCUUUUUCUGACCAGUAAAGAUUGGAGUAGUAUUGGUGGAUUAAUCGGUUUAUUAUUAUCAUUGGAAGAGACAGGAGUACCCAAAAUUACCCUUCAUGGACCCCCUAAUGUGGAGGGUAUAUCCAGUAUGUGUAAACAUUUAGGACAGUCAGAUGGGACACAAUUGGAAAAGAGAGCACUUACUGAAGAAUGUUUCGAAGACAAUAACUUCAAGUUUCAAUAUGUACCAUUCUUUUGUGAAGAUGAAAGAACCGAUGAAGCAGAGUCUGCCAGUAAAAAGCCUAGAUUAGACAGUCUACCUGUUGAGGUUUCCGUAGCCUAUAUCUGUACUCCCAAACCAUCAGAAAGAAAGAUAGAUAUUUUAAAAUGUAAAGAAUUAGAUAUUCGUCCAGGUCCUAGUUUUAAUUUGUUGAAAACUGGUGAAUCAGUAACAUUAGAAGAUGGUAGAGUUAUUAAUUCUGAAGAUAUUUUAAAGCCACUUGUUCCAUCACCAUCAUUUAUCAAUUGUCCUCACUCUGGGUUUUUAACUCCAUUGAUUAAUAACGAAGGAUUGAAAAAAUAUCAAAACACAGAUGAAAAUACACCAGUAGAAAUGACAGUUGAUUUAAUUAUUCACCUAACUCCAGAACAUAUACUAAAAUUACCUGAAUAUCAACAAUGGAUGAACAGUUUUGGAGCGAAUGUUAAACAUAUGAUAUUUGAAGAUACGUUCAGUAACGCCAUGCAUGAUGAUGGUUCAAAAAUACAAAGCCACCUGAAUUUACUCCAUCCUGAGUUAUUCCCCUUGUUACCAGCAUUGACCACGCCCACCUCGACUCUACCUGAUAUGACUACGAAUAUUAUUAGAGGGGAAAAUAACUUGAAGUAUCAUUAUAAACCAUAUACACAAUUAUCAAGAGAGUUAAUAACUCAGCCAAACCUUGAAGAUUUCCAGAGUGAAAUUACAAGAAAUCCUGAAAUUACUGAAGCAAUAGAUAAUUUUAAACAAGAGGUCGCUAAAUUAAAAUCAGAGAUUCCUAAAGAUGAUCGAGUGUAUCCAGAGAUUGUAUUUUUAGGUACUGGAGCCUCAACUUCAUCAAAAUACAGAAAUUUUAGUGGAAUUCUGUUACGUUUAGAUGACAGUAAGAGUAUAAUGUUAGACUGUGGUGAAGCUACAAUAAGUCAGUUAUAUGAUCAUUAUGGUGAAAAAACAGACUCUAUAUUACGUACUCUUAAUGGUGUAUUUAUAUCACAUAUGCAUGCUGAUCAUCAUUUAACUUUCUGUCAAGGCACCUCAUUAGCUGUAUUCGCUAAGGGCCUCAGUGGUAUUAUACAGGCGAGGCUAGAUGCGUUUGGAAAAGAAAAAAAAGACAUUACUAGUUUGGUCGUAGCGGCUCCAUUAUCAAUGAAGAGAUGGAUAGAUUAUAUUGAUUCGAGAAUUUAUCCAGUUUCUGCAGCUAUAAAGUUAUUUCCCUUACAAAGACUAAAACCAGAAGAUAAACUGAAUAUUGAAAAGCUUCUCCAACUUGAUGAUGUAAGUGGCCAUUUUUUUUUUUCAAAGAAUGUUACAGAUUGA
This is a messenger RNA of Lottia gigantea (owl limpet), 1821 nucleotides long. RefSeq lists its product as hypothetical. Gene Ontology annotation, biological process: mitochondrial tRNA 3'-end processing. The record is from RefSeq and is a predicted model, not a curated record. Gene Ontology annotation, cellular component: mitochondrion. The transcript has 18 exons. Gene Ontology annotation, molecular function: 3'-tRNA processing endoribonuclease activity. NCBI's taxonomy places the organism in Eukaryota, Metazoa, Mollusca, Gastropoda, Lottiidae. Bases 1 to 1821 code for a protein of 606 amino acids.